Molecule: messenger RNA, 1035 nt
Organism: Colletotrichum aenigma
Lineage: Eukaryota; Fungi; Ascomycota; Sordariomycetes; Glomerellales; Glomerellaceae
Product: putative MFS-type transporter
Exons: 5
Coding region: 1-1035 (344 amino acids)
Biological process (GO): transmembrane transport
Molecular function (GO): transmembrane transporter activity
Source: RefSeq, a predicted model, not a curated record
AUGGAGAUCAUCCCACAACCGCUGCCAUCACGAGACCCUAACGACCCUCUGAAUUGGCCCAGACCCUUGAAAUUUUGGAAUUUUGGCCUGGCCGCCUUCUACACCUUGAUGGUGUUUGCACUUAUCGAUGCGGCCACUCCGACUUGGGCUCCUAUGCAUGAGCAAUUGGGCUUCAGCUACGACAUUCUCAACACCAGUUAUGCUGUAGGUUGUGGUGCUCUUGCCAUUGGAGCUGUCAUCUUGAAUCCGUUCGCAUUGAAGUAUGGCCGACGACCAGUCUACAUCCUCAGCACCGCCAUUCAGUUCGGUGUAACGAUCUGGUCUGCACACCAGCAAACGGUGGCAGAUUUGAUGAUGGUCAACAUAAUAAGCUGUUUCGUGGGUGCACUCGCUGAAGUGGUUGUGCAAAUGACUGUGGCCGACGUAUUCUUCGUCAACCAGCGAGGCACCAUGAACGCUUUGUUCUUUUGGUCAACUCGAAUAGGAGCAUCACUCACGCCCUUGGCGGCUGGCUAUGUGACAACGUCUCAAGGUUGGCGCUGGGUAUGGUGGUGGAUUGCCAUCUUCUUUGGUUUGCUCCUGCUGGCCAUGGUAUUUGGCUAUGAGGAGACGAAGUUCAUCUUGCCUCCGAUUAGUGGUAUCGGCCAUUCUGAUGAGGGUACAGGGAAAGUCGACGAGAACUCCAAAAGUCCUGAGUUACACAGAGAUGCUCCAUCGAACAGGGGGACCAGCCUCAAGCUGAACGGUCCAUACAUUGAACAAGAGAUGCAACAUGCCUACACAGAAGUUGUUGGCGAUGCUAUGGUCGGAAUUACCUUCGUUCGGAACAUAUGCUCCUUCAUCAUCAUAUUCGCUCUACCUCAGUGGAUCGCUUCUUCAGGAGUUCAGACUGUGUACAUCACAAUUGGCGUCUUAAUAACUGCCAUUCUGUUCGGAAGUGGGCUAUUUAUCGCCUUUGGGAAGAAGUGGAGGUUUCGCUUUCGCUUGAUGUACCGUCACUUCGCCCGGAGACAGUUUGAGCCUCGAGCGCUGUGA